Messenger RNA from Mucor mucedo, 1611 nucleotides. RefSeq names its product cytochrome P450. The record is from RefSeq and is a predicted model, not a curated record. Bases 36 to 1574 code for a protein of 512 amino acids. The transcript has 4 exons. NCBI's taxonomy places the organism in Eukaryota, Fungi, Mucoromycota, Mucoromycetes, Mucorales, Mucoraceae. Gene Ontology annotation, molecular function: iron ion binding; heme binding; monooxygenase activity.
UUUUUUUUUUUCUUCUAUUUCUUUCUCUUGUACAAAUGAUUGAAUAUAUCACUACUCUAUGUAUCUCAGCCAGUAUCUAUCUGUAUUGGAAGAGUAAGAAGGAGCAAGAUACACUUCCUCCGCGCGCGCCUGGUUAUCUACCUAUCAUCGGUCAUUUGGCCCAAGUGAUGAAACCUGUUCCUGUCCAUCAAAUGUUUCAUCAAUGGAGUCAGCAAGUGGGUCCCAUCUUUACGUGUUAUUUUGGCACACAAAGAUGGAUCGUAUUAAAUUCAAUUGACACCAUCAAGGACUUGAUUGUUGAGCGUGGAACCAUUUAUUCCUCUAGAAAAUUGCCUGAUACACUAGUUCAUGAUUUCAUGCAAGGCGAUGAAGGUGGUGGGUUUGCUUUCUUUCCGUACGGUGCCAGUUGGCGCAAGUUACGCCGUAUCGCACAUGGUGGUUUAGUCAAGAGCAAAAUUGAUGUAUACCAACCGAUCCUGAAUGACCGUCGUACUGUCUUUUUAUCACAUCUGUACCAACUUUCCCAAGAAAAACACAAUGUGACACAAGGCUCUAGUCUCUCUCAAUUUAUUGAGCAUUAUACCAUGACGAGUAUCCUGGCAAUCGCAUAUGGUGAUAUGUGUAAUUUUGAACCGGGAGAUGCCAGUCUGCAUAAAGCCUUCACGAUCACGGAACGUGCAGCCAGCACGAUGGGCCCGUCCGAUCAAAUCCGAGAAUUUUAUCCGAUCAUCAAAACAUUGUGGCCACUGAAAAAGGACAAAUAUUUGAAAGUGCGCUAUGAUUCGAUCGAAUUCUAUGGCGGUCUCUUUCAACAAUUCCAAGCCAAGAUGCUACAAGGAAAGGAUCAAGUACAAGACUGCUUUGUCAAGGAUAUUGUUGAACAGAAUGAAUUGACAGAACUUCAAAUCAUAAACUUCAUUUCUAUUUUUGUUGGUGCUGGAUCAGAUACAACCACAUCCACCAUAGAAUGGUUAAUUGCCUUUUUAGCAAAUAAUCCUGAUAUGCAAGACAAGGCAUUUGAGGAAAUAGAAGAUUCCGUCGGUUUAGACAGAUUACCUGGCUCAGAAGAUGAAUCGAGAUUACCUUAUAUUCAAUGCCUUAUUCUCGAGACACUUCGUAUGCGCCCACCCGCUCCUAUUGCAAUUCCUCAUUCGACUAGUAAAGAUGAUGUCUAUAAGGGCUGGUUCAUUCCAAAAGAUACUAUCAUCGUGAUGAACCUCUAUGCUGUCCAUAGUGACCCGCUUCGCUUCCCCGAGCCUCAUGUGUUUAAACCUGAGCGUCAUAUGGAUUAUGUCGAGGCCUCAAGGAAUAAGCAAACAUUCAGCCAGUCCGUAGAAGACCGUCCCCAUUUGAGCUUCUCUACCGGUCGUCGAGUUUGUGUGGGCAUUCAUCUUGCGGAAAGAAGUCUGUUUAUGGCUGUUUCCAUGCUGAUGGCUUGUUUCAAGAUUGAAAGAGUGUCUGAUGAUUUAGUGGAUGUGGAUACUCCCAGAGAUAUUCGUGCACCCACUUGGACUCCCUGUCACUAUAAAGUCCGUAUUGUCCCAAGACAUGAGAAUGUGCAGACUUUUUUUUAACAUAAUAUAAUAAAAUAACUUAUUUUUUACCACUGAA